AUGCAAGUCGAAGAGUUUGAAAGGGCUGUGAGCACCCUUUUCGCCCACGGGAACGCACCUGUUAGUCCAGAGAACCGCUGCGAGGCGGAGCAGUAUUUGACAGGUGAGAGGGGAUGCUGCGAUCGUGGUUUAUCUGAAGCCAGUGUGGUGUGGUGUGUUGCGUUGGCUACUGAUGGCGUUCUAUCGUGUGUGUGUGUGUGUGUUGCAGCACUAUGCGGCAGCAGCAGCGGCAGCGUCUUGCUGCUGUCGGCUUUGCGAGCGCGCUGCUCUUUGGAGACAAAGUUUUUUGCUCUCCAGCAGUUGUUACAGCUGCUCCCGCAGCAGCAGCAGCAGCAGCGGCAGCAGAUGCAGGAGAUGUUGUUCAACGUGAUGCGGCUGAGGGUGUGCAGCGAUUCGCUUUGGGCAUGCAGUAACAGCUGCGGGGGAGGCAGACCGAGGGGUGUUGCUGCGGCGUUUGCUGCUGCUGCAACAGACGCGGCAUCCAGUCCCGACGCUGCUGCUGUGCAUAACAAGUUGGCAUUGGUGGUUGCUCGGUUGUUAGCAGCAGACGUCGGUGGAGCAGCUCCAGCGGCAGCAGCAGUCGCAGCAGCAAAGGGGACGAAGGCGGCGUUCAUGCCGCUGCGGCAGUUGCUGCACCAAGGGAUCUCUGCCCUGUGCUUGCAUCUCCGCGAAGCGGGAGAGGAAACAGCGGAAGCAUUGGCAGCAGCAGCAGCGAUUGCGGAGCGUUGCAUGGCGUGCAGCAGCGCGUCGUGUGCUUCGGAAGCAGUACAUAGUGCUGCAGCCAUACUGGAGUCGCUCCGAGUGGCAUUGCGGGUGCUGCUGGUGCUCCAUCAGGAAUAUCUAGAGGAUGCACCUGCCUCCCCUCUUUCGGCAGCACUCAAGAACUCCUUUCCGUAUGACGAAAAUGUGAACCCCAACGCGACCACUGCAACCUGCCCUCCCCCCUUCUCCCCAAUGCUGCUGCAGCUGCUGCGGCUUUUGCAGUUGCUGCACAAGCACAGCCCGGCACUGGGCAGUGUGCUGCAGCUCUGUUGCUCCGUAGUUGAGCGAUACGUGGGAUGGAUCGACUUGCUGCUGCCGGAGCAGAUAGCAGUGGCGGAGGUGCGCGACCACAGAGGCGACCACAGCAGUAGCACACCGAACUUACUGCAAUUGUUGGGAGACACGUGGCUGGCAUCAGGCUACCCCGAAGCUGCUUCUGCAAUCGUAGUUUUCAUACACCGCAAGAUGGAGCCUGCAGCCAGGAUCGAUCUGCUUUGCCGUAUGAAGCUUGUGGAGUGGCUGCUGCAUUGCAUUCCUCACGCUGAAAUCGCAGCAUCGCCAACAAUGCUCACUCCAUUCGCCAGCAUGGUGAACACAGCAGUAGCAGCGCUGGCAGAGGCAUCCGCUGCACUGGCAGAGAAACUUGAGACGGCGGGAGAGUGCGACUCCUGGGUUUCCGAUCGAGGGAACUACAGUCCACCAGCUACUGACAGGAGUCGAAGGGAGCUAUUGCAGCGGGGUAUGGCGGCUAUGUGGUCAUUGGUGCCACUUUCGUUACAGUUGCUGGGUUCUGGAGGCUUGGAGGUGUCGAGCACUGUAAUCGCAUCGCUUUCUUUGCUACUAAGCAAGUCGUCCUUGCUGAGGCGUCAUGAAGCCAUGCUGUUGCAGCCGCUGCCCUCAUCCCGUUUUGAAAGCCUUCUGCUGGAGUUGUUACAAGUGCUACUCAAGAGGCUGGCUGAGGUUGAUGCGCUGAUGGGAGCAGCACAGCAGCAGCAAAUGCUGCAAGAACAGCAACAGCAAGUCGUUUAUAGCAGCCUUGAUGACGAGGAAAUCGAACAACUUGCUGCCUAUAAGGAGGCGCUAACGGUUUUAUUCCGGCGGAGCUGUGUAGCCGACCAGACGCGGGUGUUGGUAUGGAUCCAGGAGGGGCUGCAACAGCAAAUGCAGCAGUACCAGCAGCAGCAAAGUCUACAGCAACGCCAUUCCCACCAACAAGAAUUCUCGGCUCUGCUUCACAUGCUGCUUGUUCUGACCGAUGACAUACACGAUUUGCCAGAGAAGCUGAAAGAUACAUCCAAUCAGCUGCAUACUUGUCUGCUGCAACUGCUUCAGCUGCUGCAUAGUCUGCAUGAAGCUGCACCCCUCUUCUCUGCGGCGGCUGCCGAAAAUUUCAUGCGGAUUCUUGUUCGUGUUGCUCCGCUGUUCAUUAAACAACAGCAACACAUCCCUGAGGCGCUUUCGCUGUUGGCGGGGCAACACGGGGUUUGUAGCAGCAGCUACAACAUUGCACCCAAGGCGUGUCUGGCGUUGCUGCGUUUUGUGAAAAACUGCUUGCCAUACUCUGCUGCAUAUACGGGGUUGCUAGUGCAGCAUCUGCUGCAGCAGCAGUGCCUGGAUAUACCCAGCUGCAGCAGCAGUGCCACCACACAGCAUCGCCAGCGUCCAGCCACCCCUCCAAGCUGCAAUAACAGUAGCAGACAGGAGCCUCUGGCGUUGGCGGCUGCAGCAGAUGUGUAUGUACACCCAAGGGCUUUUCAGGUGGAGCAGCAAUUGCUGCUCUAUGAGGCAGCCGGUGUACUGUUGGGCAGCAAAUUGCAGCAGCUGUCUGCUGCGCCUGCAGCCGCAGUGGGAGGUGCCGAGGGUCAGAGUGCCUCAGCGAAAGCUGCGCAGGAGCGCGUCUUGCUGCUGCAUGCACUUUUGUCCAAGGCAACUGCGGCGUUCACCUCAGAUAUUGACUGCGGCUCAUCAACGUUGCCGGCAACGGCGGCAGCAGUCGCGGUAUACUGGUCUCGUUGCAUGAAUGCCUUGGCAUCUCUGUCAAAGGGCUUUCAGCCAUUCAGGGGGGCAUCCGUUGCAGGGGAUGAAGGCUCCCCAUCGACACAGACGAGCGUCACCGAGGCUCCUGCAGUGGUAGCGGCCAGAGACGCAUGGCUACAGACUCUUGCGCUCUUCACUACUGCCUUACUCGCAGCAGGAGCCGAGGGCAGCGUCUUAGAAGUUGAGGGCACAAGCUUGCUGGUAUUGCCUCCUAUCUUUCCUGCAUGCAUUUUCCUGCUGCGGCGUCUACUGUCUUUAUUGGGGCCCCUCGCUGCAUCGUCUACUGGCGCACUUUUGCCGCUACUUUACGAUGCCGUACUGGUAGACGCAGAGAGUCCAGCGGCGGCAGCAGCAGCAGCAAGCUGUUUGCAGCAGCAGCAGCAUUCUCCAGAAGCAGCAGCGCAGCAGCUUAGCGGAUUCUGCAUGCAGAUCUUUGUCUCUCUGAAGGGGCCUGAGCUGACAGUGUUGGUGCUGCAGCAUCUCCCUAUGAUAUUGGAGAGGCAUCUGGGGCUGUACUUAAAGGCUGUUGCUGCAGUGACGCAGGAGCCAAACUCUGCGGAUCUACAGCGGGAGUGCCGGGAAUUGCAAGAGCAGCUGGUGUCUCUUGUUGCAACAGCAGCAAGAGAAACACCUGAAGCUCUGCUGAACUUUGCUGCAGCCUCCUUGCUGAGUGCUGACAAUUGCAGGAAUGCCAGCGAAAACAAGGCUUCCCUUUUCCUCGGUGCACUUCAUGAGUGUUUUGUAACCGCCGGUGUAAACAAUGGUGGCUCCAACUGCAACAGGCCGUCGACAACGCAACAUGCAUUGCUACGGCUGCUGCAUCAGCAGCAUCAACAGCUACACAUGCUCCUCUUUGGUACACUGCGUCCGACACGAGGGGUCUCCGCGAUCACUUCAAGAGCACCUCACGGAUCCCCUGCGUCUCAGGAGAUUGCUUCUGAAACAUGGAGAUGUAUUUUACUCAUUCUUUUGCAGGCGUGCUGCCCCGGCGCCUGCCCUGUUGUAGCAGCUGCAUCCUCGCAAGCUUGGGCGCAAAUCGCUGGAGCAUUUCUGUGCAAGCCUGACAGGCUGACAGAUGUUGCGCUGGACCAGGAGCGGCAGAAUCAGUUGCCAUCCGAUUUACAGCAAGUCCAGGAAGCGAUGCGAGAUUUUAUAAAACAAAAUGUCGCCAUGGAAACGCAGCUGCGGCAGCGUCGCCCCCAGAUGGGGUCGUCUCAGUCUGUCCAACAGUCUGAGGAGAUGCAAUCUCUGCGGCAGCAGCAGCAGCAGCGUGUUCGGAGCAUUGAAGUGCAGCAGGCCGGUCAGCAGCUAUCUCUGUUGCUUCCUUUAUCUUCCCUGUUUAGCGCCACCGCUGACUUGUUUGUCUCCCUCAGCACACAGGAUCCUCAACACAUCAAAGUUGCAGCAGAUAUAGGAGGCCUCUGGCGUACACUUGGGUAUGGGAUACCACCUGGGACCCCACAACGCACCGCAUCAGCAGCAGCAGCAGCAGCUGGUGCAGCUGCAGGAGCCCAGCUGGGGGCAUUUUUCAUUCCCCUGCGCAGCGGCAUUCAGGAUUCACUAGCAAGGGCCCUCGCACCGCUCAUUUCGAACCCUGGCGGCUCCGCUGCUGCACUUCUAGAGGCACUUGGGCAAACGGAGGGCCAGCAACUCCGAGCAGUGAUUCGGGCAUGGCAACAACGAAUCAUACCUAAGUAG
This is a messenger RNA of Cyclospora cayetanensis, 4497 nucleotides long. RefSeq lists its product as uncharacterized. The coding region runs from base 1 to 4497 and encodes 1498 amino acids. Gene Ontology annotation, cellular component: cytoplasm; nuclear matrix; nuclear pore. The transcript is spliced from 13 exons. Gene Ontology annotation, biological process: tRNA re-export from nucleus. The record is from RefSeq and is a predicted model, not a curated record. Lineage: Eukaryota; Apicomplexa; Conoidasida; Eucoccidiorida; Eimeriidae. Gene Ontology annotation, molecular function: tRNA binding; small GTPase binding.